This is a messenger RNA of Drosophila melanogaster (fruit fly), 570 nucleotides long. RefSeq lists its product as uncharacterized. The transcript is spliced from 2 exons. The record is from RefSeq and is marked reviewed. Lineage: Eukaryota; Metazoa; Arthropoda; Insecta; Diptera; Drosophilidae. The coding region runs from base 1 to 570 and encodes 189 amino acids.
AUGGGCAGCAAAUUGCGAAUGCCACCAUUACUCAUACUUGUGAUGUGCUGCGAUUCGAUAAUGGGUGGAUCCAUUCGAAGUAAACAAACGUGGACAUAUCGCAUCAGAUCGACCCGAAUGGCGACCAAUAAUGAAUCGUUGGCCGGUGGUGAAACGCAUUUGGAACGCGAAGGUCGCGGCGAAUAUACGAUGAGUGGUUAUUUGUAUUUCAACGUGGACAUUCCACAGGAUCUUGAGGGCGAGGUUAAUAUCUAUCGGAGCAAUGAUGGUGGAGCAACCUAUAAACUCGAGCCAUAUUCGGUGCCGCGUACAGUAGUCUACCAUACGAUGAAUACAUUCUACAAGGAUAUCGUUAUGUCAUCAGCGGCAAAUUGUUCAAAUUUUCCGCAAUUCAAGGACAAAAUCGAACUAAUUAGAGCACAGACAUUUACGUACAACAAGUGUCUAUUGAGCCCCGAUGGAUUUCCCACAUAUCUGCCCGAUGGCAUUUAUAAAUUCGAAAUGCAAUCCUUCGGUAUGAUCGAGCUCUUUUUCGAGGCACUCGUCGAAGUGACGCAGAAAACGUUCUGA